AAGUGUGACCAGAUUAAGUCAUUAAGUAUUCUUACAAUAACAGUUUAACAAAUUUAAUUAUUAUUCCUAGAAAUUUGGUCAUAGUCCUCAGUCUCUCAAACAUAAUAUAAACAGUGCAGCGCUACUGGCUGCUGACCAAUAUUCAGCUUAGUAUCUUGGAAAUUUUACCUUGCUCCGCGAUCAGCAUACUAGCCAUUAAGCAACAAAAGUUUUUAACAAUGGUUGAUCCGAAUCGUAAAAUCAACAGGCUCUCAGAUAAAGAUAUUAGCUUUUUAGAAGAAUGCGAACAAGAAUUCGCUUCACGCUACACAACAGACGAUGUCGAAUUUAUGGCGCAUUGCUCUAAGCCGCAGCCGGAUCCGCCGCUAGUAGAGAAUUGGAUGAGUGGUGGUGGAGGUGCGGCCGGCGGUGGAGGAGGUGGUGGUGGUGGUAGCGGCGGAGGAGGUCGAAAUGGAGGUUUUUCAAGCCCGUACAAUAAUCGAUAUAAUGGCGGUCAGCGAAGAGGAGGCGGCGAUCGUGGAUGGCAAAGACGUAGUGGCGGCUACAACAAUCACAACAGCAACAACGAACGCAAUUUCAGAGAUCACCAUCGGAACAGAUAUGAGGCUAAUCCACGCAGGGAUCGUGGUGAAGGAGGAGAUAGAUCUUCGGAGCGCUCCUAUCAGCAUAGAAGCCGCAACGAGCAGGGCGGUCAGGGCAUGCAGGUCAGGCGGGACUAUGGGAACUUUGUGCCUGCCUCCAAAGAUUAGUGUUUAGCCUACAAUUUCUUUUGUUUAGCACUAUUAAAAAAACGCAUUCACACAUGUUUGUGUAUGUGUAUGUAGACGUAUAAUUCGAUUUUUAAUGCGAU
Messenger RNA from Drosophila hydei, 850 nucleotides. RefSeq names its product RNA guanine-N7 methyltransferase activating subunit. Gene Ontology annotation, molecular function: RNA binding. The transcript is spliced from 2 exons. The record is from RefSeq and is a predicted model, not a curated record. Bases 219 to 749 code for a protein of 176 amino acids. NCBI's taxonomy places the organism in Eukaryota, Metazoa, Arthropoda, Insecta, Diptera, Drosophilidae. Gene Ontology annotation, biological process: RNA 5'-cap (guanine-N7)-methylation.